AUGACUGUCAUGGCUGGGGACAACCUGGACGAAACUUUGGCUUUGCCAGGCCACCCUCAGGACAGCUACCGGCCAGGGUCUCACGAGGACCACGAGUGCUGUGAGCGGGUGGUGAUUAACAUUGCUGGCCUGAGGUUCGAGACGCAGCUGAAAACCCUCGCUCAGUUCCCCAACACUUUGCUGGGGAACCCCAAGAAACGCAUGCGGUACUUUGACCCACUGAGGAACGAGUAUUUCUUUGACCGGAAUCGCCCCAGCUUCGAUGCCAUCCUCUAUUACUACCAGUCCGGGGGACGGCUCCGCCGGCCAGUAAAUGUUCCUUUGGACAUGUUCUCCGAGGAGAUCAAGUUCUAUGAACUGGGGGAGGAGGCCAUGGAGAAAUUUCGAGAGGAUGAAGGCUUUAUUAAGGAGGAAGAGAGGCCCUUACCUGAGAAGGAAUAUCAAAGACAGGUUUGGCUGCUCUUUGAAUACCCGGAGAGCUCUGGGCCAGCUCGGGUGAUUGCCAUCGUCUCCGUCAUGGUGAUCUUAAUCUCCAUCGUAAUCUUUUGCCUGGAAACCUUGCCAGCCUUAAAGGAUCAGGAGAGGGACUAUGGAUUCCACAACCGCACGGACAACUCCACCGUCUACCGCAAACCCAACAUCUUCACCGACCCCUUCUUUGUGGUGGAAACUCUAUGCAUCAUCUGGUUUUCGUUCGAGCUGGUGGUGCGCUUCAUCGCCUGCCCGAGCAAGGCCGAGUUCUUCAAGAACAUCAUGAAUUUCAUAGACAUAGUGGCCAUUAUCCCUUACUUCAUCACUCUGGGCACAGAGAUGGCUGAGCAGGAGGGGCCUCCCAAAGGAGAACAGGCUACCUCUCUGGCCAUCCUGAGGGUCAUCCGACUGGUAAGAGUCUUUCGCAUCUUCAAACUCUCCAGGCACUCUAAGGGACUCCAGAUUCUGGGACAGACGCUCAAAGCCAGCAUGAGGGAGUUAGGUUUGCUUAUAUUUUUCCUUUUCAUUGGGGUGAUCUUGUUCUCCAGCGCAGUGUAUUUUGCUGAAGCUGAGGAAUCUGGGACGUUUUUCGACAGCAUCCCCGAUGCUUUCUGGUGGGCAGUGGUAUCCAUGACCACUGUAGGAUAUGGUGACAUGUACCCUGUGACAAUUGGAGGCAAAAUCGUGGGCUCCUUGUGUGCCAUUGCUGGUGUGCUGACAAUUGCCCUGCCUGUACCUGUCAUUGUGUCCAACUUCAACUACUUCUACCACCGAGAAACAGAAGGGGAGGAACAGGCUCAGUUACUUAAAGUUAGCUCUCCUAACUUAGCCUCUGACUCUGACCUGAGUCGCCGUAGCUCCUCCACCAUCAGCAAAUCUGAGUAUAUGGAAAUUGAAGAGGAUGUGAAUAAUAGCAUAGACAAUUUCAGGGAGGCCACCCUCAGAACUGGCAACUACACCUUAGCCAACCAAAACUGUGUCAACAAAACCAAGCUGCUGACAGAUGUUUAG
Molecule: messenger RNA, 1482 nt
Organism: Ahaetulla prasina
Lineage: Eukaryota; Metazoa; Chordata; Lepidosauria; Squamata; Colubridae
Product: potassium voltage-gated channel subfamily A member 1
Exons: 1
Coding region: 1-1482 (493 amino acids)
Biological process (GO): protein homooligomerization; potassium ion transmembrane transport
Cellular component (GO): neuronal cell body; membrane; dendrite
Molecular function (GO): protein binding; delayed rectifier potassium channel activity
Source: RefSeq, a predicted model, not a curated record